Colletes gigas is the source of this 1349-nucleotide messenger RNA. RefSeq lists its product as uncharacterized. Bases 1 to 1326 code for a protein of 441 amino acids. Gene Ontology annotation, biological process: spliceosomal snRNP assembly. The transcript has 5 exons. Gene Ontology annotation, cellular component: Cajal body. NCBI's taxonomy places the organism in Eukaryota, Metazoa, Arthropoda, Insecta, Hymenoptera, Colletidae. Gene Ontology annotation, molecular function: U1 snRNA binding; U2 snRNA binding. The record is from RefSeq and is a predicted model, not a curated record.
AUGUGCCGGUCGAAUUUCCGUAUUAAACUUGAUUUGUGCAAAUUUUACAACGAUGUUCGUCGAUUUUGUUGGAUUUUUGUCGACGGUAUAAAAAUGUUGCAAAUAUCUCAUAUGAUGGAACACAUUACGAACCUGUUCAAUAUCAAAGAACCAUUUCAUUUGCUCUUAAAUGAAACUGAAUAUUUGCCACCUAACGAAGAUAUUCGUGUUCUUAAGGAGAGCGAAACGAUCUCGGUUUGUCCAGGAUCUGGACUUGAAAUUGGAUCAGAAGUAUCUGCAGGUUUAAUGACAGAAAGCCAGGACAAUUUUGCAAAGAUAGAAAUAAUUAAUAAUUCUGUUCAACAUAAGGAAUCCCAAACUAAUCUUUUAUUAGAACCAUUAAACUCAAUUCUGGUUCAAGACAACUUAUCGAAUGAAGUUAUGAACAGGCCACAAAGUGAUACUUUAGACACUAGUACAAUAUGUGAUAGAACAGAAGAUGAAUUAAGCAGCAUAAUUGAUUCAAAAACUAUAGAUAUGAAUGUAAUGGAAGAUAUUAGUAUAGAAGAUUCUGUGCCAUGUCGAAAAAGGAAACGAUUGAGACAUAGAAAAAAGAAACCCCAAGAUGUUAAGCAAUCUGUCACAGAGGAGGAGAACAAAUCAAAAAAGCCCAAGAUUAUAAAUUCUUACAUUAUUUCUUCUAGUAAACAUAUACGAUUCGAUAAUGUGGAUACGGAGGAAGUUGUGGUAAAAGAAGUUAUUCAUGGAGAUACUAUGAAUGGAUGUACAAAUAAUGCAUCACCUUCUCAUGAACUAGCUAAUUUGUUGUCACUGGGCCAAAAUUCUACACCUAUUACUUUUUCAAACACAAAAUUAAAGGAAGAGAUAAAAAUUGAACACACAUCCGACGAGGAAAAUCGACUCAAUACUACUAUUACAAAUACAAAUAUAAAUGUAGCUUUAAGUAAAAAGUUAGAAGAAGGAAUAGAGUUAUCGAGUAAAGAUCUCAAAGCUUGUCCAGUUAUGACAACAGAACCUCAAGUUAAAGACUUUAUAGCCUUCAAAAUGCUUAAAAUCGGGCUGGAUUAUACACCGCAAAUAUCAGAAUUCAUUGUAGCUGAAGUUAUAUCUUAUUGCUCCAAAACAAUGAUAUAUACAUUUAAAGUCGUACAAGGUUUAUCAGAAGUUCAGGUGCCAGUUGGAAAAUUUACAGUUGUACAAGAUGAAGAAGAACAUGUCGUGAAUGAUACAAUAACAGUCAAUUCUGCGCAAAUAAUAGAGCCUAGACUGGUGUCUACAUCUGAUCAGGACAAAGUAGUUACCUACAAUCAUAAUCACACUAAUUAAUUAGAUGUUUUUUAAAUACAGUA